Molecule: messenger RNA, 2736 nt
Organism: Rhizoctonia solani
Lineage: Eukaryota; Fungi; Basidiomycota; Agaricomycetes; Cantharellales; Ceratobasidiaceae
Product: pyrolysin
Exons: 5
Coding region: 1-2736 (911 amino acids)
Biological process (GO): proteolysis
Cellular component (GO): cell wall; cytosol; membrane
Molecular function (GO): serine-type endopeptidase activity; tripeptidyl-peptidase activity
Source: RefSeq, a predicted model, not a curated record
AUGAGGUUUAUCGUUGCCUGUGCUGCGGCAGCUCAGCUCGUCUCUGCUGCCGUCGACAUCAAGUCGGUCAAGCAUAAAUCGACUGCCCCUAUUGUUCCUAAUACCUACAUCGUUGAGAUUGCCUCCGGCAACCAUCUCAAACGUGGCUUUGCGUCCCCUCACGAAGAGCUCUACCAUGACCUCAAACGCCGCGAUGCCAAAUGGGAGGUAACUAAGGAGUACAGCGAUGAACUCCUCACCGGUGCUGCUGUCAAGGUCGGAAGCGAUGCCGAUCUCCUCAAACUUGCCGAGGCCAGCGGUGUGCAGUCGAUCACCCCGGUUUAUCUGCAUGCUCCUCCCAAGCCUGUUUUUCAGCAGGUCAUGAAGGACACCACAGACGCAACAGCGCCAAAGGAUGUCUUUUCAACCCAUGUUAUGACCGGAGUUGACAAGCUCCACAAUGAGGGCUACUAUGGCAAGGGCAUCAAAAUCGGUAUUAUCGAUAGUGGUGUCGACUACAACCACCCCGCUCUUGGUGGAAAGUUUGGACCCGGUAACAAAAUUAUUGGUGGAUACGACUUUGUUGGCGAUGACUACACUGGUCGUCCCGGAACUCCUCCACCCGCUCCUGACAAUGAUCCCCACGAUAAUUGCAACGGACAUGGCACUCACGUCGCCGGUAUCAUCGGUGCCAACCCCAACAACAUUUGGAACAUAUCCGGUGUCGCUUACGAGUCCGAGAUCAAUGCUUACCGCGUCUUUGGCUGCGAUGGCUCCGUCCCCGAUGAUAUUCUAAUCGAUUCGCUGCUUCGGGCCUAUAAAGACGGCAACGAUAUCAUUACGCUGUCUCUCGGUGGCCCCGAUGGAUGGACCGAGGCCGUUUCUGGCGUUGUUGCUAGCCGAAUCGCUGACAAGGGCAGAAUUGUUACUAUUGCCGCUGGCAACGAUGGCCAGUACGGCUCUUGGUACGCAUCUGGCCCCGCCACCGGUCUCAGUGUUAUUUCAAUCGGUUCUGUCGACAACACUGCCGUCAACCUCCAAAAUGCAACCGUCUCCAAUGGACGCACUAUCCCUUACCAAUCGCUCGAAAAGCUUGCCAUCCCAGACGGUCUCCCAAUCUACGCUACGUCUCAGGACCCUGCCAUUGUCGACGAUGCUUGCAAUCCUCUCCCUGCCAGUACCCCCGACCUCUCCAACUAUGUUGUCUUGAUUCGCCGUGGUACUUGCACCUUUAUUCAGAAGUUGACCAACGCAGCUGCAAAGGGCGGCAAAUACUUUUUGAUCUACGACAACAGAGACCAAUCCCUAGGUGCAAUUUCUACUGGCGAAUAUCCAGGAGCUCUCAUCACCCAGGCGGAUGGCCUUUUCCUGCUCAAGGAGGCUAUUCCCAAGAAGUACACUAUCGCGUUCCCCAACUCUCCAUACACCGCUUCGAAUCCUAGCGGUGGUCUCAUGUCCUCAUUCAGCACUUACGGUCCAUCUCAUGACAUGUAUCUUAAGCCUGCCUUCUCAGCUCCUGGAGGUGCUAUCCUCUCGACCUACCCCAUCGCCCUUGGCUCUUGGGAAAUCGCCUCAGGUACUUCUAUGGCCACUCCCUUUGCCGCCGGUUCUGCUGCUCUCCUCUUGCAAAUCAAGGGCAAGACUGCUGCCACUGCCAAAGCCGCCCGUGCGAUCUUCCAGAACACCGCUAUCCCCGUCAAGCAGACCAUUGCAAACACCUCUUUGGUCGAGACCGCCUCCCACCAAGGUGCUGGCCUUCUCAAUGUCUAUGACGCAAUCAAGAACACUGGCAGCUUGACCCCCUCGGAGCUUUUGUUAAACGACACAGCCUACUUUAAGGGAGUCCACACACUCUUGGUCAAGAACGGCGGCAAGAAGUCAGUCACGUACACUCUGACCCACGUCCCUGCUGGCACUGCCAACACUAUUAAUGGGAUUGAGGCUAAUCUUGGACCUGUAUCCCUUGUCAACAGCGCCGCAUCUGUUGCUAUCGUCCCCAACAAGGUCACUGUCCCUGCUGGCUGGUCGCUUCCUGUCGUUGUUUCGAUCAAGCCUCCCACCGGUCUCGAUGCAACCAACUUCCCUGUUUAUUCUGGCUACAUUAAGGCUACUGGAUCUGAUAACACAACCCUUCAGUCGACCUACAUUGGCGUCGCCGCCAAGCUCAAGGAUGCCAAGGUCCUCGACAACACUGAUGCUUACUUUGGUGUCAAAAUUCCAGUUUUAACCGACAGCCAGGGCGAACCAGUUCCACCCACCGGUUCCGCGACGUACACCAUGAAGGGCAACGACACGCCUUUGGUCAUCUACCGUCUGGUCCAAGGAACACCUCUCCUACGUGUCGACCUAAUCGAUUCCAAGACCAACGUCACCACCAACCAGCGCCGCUCAGAAAUCGAAGUCGGAUUGGGCGAACGUUCCGAGGCUCCAGCUGGCCCUUACUCCACCUUAUCCAAGCGCUCCAUCCGGGACUGGCUCUUCCCUAACAAGGGUCAGACCUCGGGCGGAACCUUUGCUGCCGUCAAGACGCUUGGAGUUCUCUUCCAGGAAGAUUACCUUCCUCGUAAUAGCGCCGCUGCCACUGCCGACGCCAAUGGUUACACCAGUCUCCAAGUCACUGCGUUUGCUAACGGCACUACUAUUCCCGACGGCAGCUACAAGAUCUUGGUUCGUGCGCUGAAGAUUACCGGCAACCCGAAGAAAGAGGAGGACUACGAGGUUUGGACCAGCUCUACAGUUGUGGUCAAGCGCGCUUGA